Paraphaeosphaeria sporulosa is the source of this 1102-nucleotide messenger RNA. RefSeq lists its product as uncharacterized. The record is from RefSeq and is a predicted model, not a curated record. The transcript has 6 exons. NCBI's taxonomy places the organism in Eukaryota, Fungi, Ascomycota, Dothideomycetes, Pleosporales, Didymosphaeriaceae. The coding region runs from base 17 to 1102 and encodes 361 amino acids.
CAUACGUUCACUCACGAUGCUUUGGACCUCACUGCUCGCCUUCGCGGCGCUCGCCGAUGCUGCUCCCAGCUGGUUGUCCAAGCGCCAGGGUGGAACUACCAUGUUGAGAUUCGGAUGUGCUCAAGUGACCAUCGAUCGACUUGACCCUCUCGUCAACCCUGGCCAGAUCCCUUCGACCCAUCAACAUCAGAUUGUUGGUGGUAAUGGCUUCAACGCAUCCAUGACCACGGGAGACGUCUCAAAAACAGCAUCAUGCACAACCUGUGCCUUCUCUAAGGAUUUGUCAAACUACUGGACGGCGAAUAUGUACUUCAAAGCCAAGAACGGCACCUACAAGCGUGUGAGGCAACUAGGAGCUGCACGCCAAUUUAACGACGACUUCAGCACGAAGAUUGAUGGCGGCGUUUUAGUGUACUAUGUCUCCGCACAGCCAGGCAAGAUCACUGCCUUCAAGCCGGGGUUCCGUAUGCUCGUCGGAGAUCCACUCAACCGCAAGAAGGACACCAAGAUGAAGAUGCAGAACUGCUUCCGAUGCUACACCGGACCUAACUUUGGUGGUGACAAUGCCGCUCCCUGUGCCGACGGCAAGCUUGACACCCAGGAGCUGCCUACCGCACCAUGCAAGGGCGGAAUCCGCAGUAACAUCCUCUUCCCUACUUGCUGGGACGGCAAGAACCUCGAUUCUCCAGACCACAAGGCCCACGUCGCCUACCCAACCACCGGCCCCGCCAACUUCCUCAGCCUCGGCGGCAGCUGCCCCUCCACUCACCCGGUCCGCAUCCCUCAGCUCAUGUACGAAGUCGUCUGGGACACGACCCCCUUCAACGACAAGAGCCUCUGGCCUACCGAUGGGUCCCAGCCCUUCUACCUCAGCUACGGCGACAACACCGGCCUCGGACAGCACGGCGACUACGUUUUUGGCUGGCAAGAUGAUGAGCUCCAGAAGGGCAUGGAUGCGACAAACUGCAUGGGUGCAAAGUGCAAAGACCUCAAGAACCAGGCGAUUGAUUCUGCUAAGCAGUGCAAAGUUUCCUCGAAAGUCAAUGAGGACCAUGACGCCUGGCUCACCGAGCUCCCCGGUAUGGAGGGUAUGCCGAUGUAA